Molecule: messenger RNA, 1455 nt
Organism: Menidia menidia (Atlantic silverside)
Lineage: Eukaryota; Metazoa; Chordata; Actinopteri; Atheriniformes; Atherinopsidae
Source: the annotation of a GenBank genome assembly
GAUCACCAAACAAGGAGGCAAGCCCCAGAUUGAGGGACACCGCAGGCCUGCCAGGGGGUUUGCCUUUUUCUUCUGGAUGACAUAAGUGACCGGGGUGGCACAAUGGGAAUUUAAAAAAACGUGUCCCCCCCAAAAUACUUCACAUUAAAGCCAACAUCUCAGCCUCUGCACUGGUGUCCCUGCGCGCACAGGUGGGACAGCCACCAUGUCCACGGGCUCUGCCACCAGUGAUGCAGAGGACGACGAAACACGGAGCAGAAGGGCCGUCAUCUCCUCAGAGGGGCCGCCGAGGAGACCCACCCGCUUCGAUCCCGACCGCUUUUCGGAGGAGGACCCGGAGGAUGAGAGGAGCGCAGAGCAGGAGCGCGACGGCGUGUCCAGGACGCACCAGAAGGAGGCGCGGCAGUCGCAGAGGAACGCGGCCAACGCCCGGGAGAGGGCGAGGAUGAGGGUGCUGAGCAAAGCCUUCUCCAGACUGAAAACCAGCCUGCCCUGGGUUCCAGCGGACACCAAGCUGUCCAAGCUGGACACGCUCCGCCUGGCCUCCAGCUACAUUUGCCACCUCAGGCAGCUCCUGCAGGAGGACCGGCUCCAGGACCACUUUGUGCACCCGGUCAAUCUGACCUGGCCAUUUCUGCUGUCUGGACGACCAGAGGAGGACAUCUCAUCCACUGGAAGACUCUGCGGGGCAACAGCGUAGGCCAGCCACCCUACACAGCUCCAACAGAAGAGCCUACAGCCUUCAAUAGGACUCCAGGCAUGCUCAUAUUUGGAAAAACAAAACACAAAAACUGUCCAUGUCAGUGUGAUGUCUCUUAUCUUUGUCUUGAUAACAUUGGACACAAAACUGUUAUGCUGCAUGUAUAGUAUUUACACUGAGUGUGUUUGGCUUCAUUUGAUUUGAAUUGUCCCAUUUUUUUUACUGUCAUAUUAUCAAUCCAUUUAGAGAAGUAUUUUUUCUUUGUCUUUGUGUGGAAUCCAUGGAAACAAAUCUAAAAAGCAUUGUUUGUUUUCUUUAUUUGACUUGGCAAUAAUAUAAUGCUCAAUAUAAGAAAUUCUCUUGAUUGCAGAUGUAUUUAUUAUGUUUUUGCCCUUCAUUAGUCUUGUUUCCAAUACAAACUGAUCAGCAGUAUCUGUUUUCUCCCUCUGUGACCAGGCUCGCUAAAAUACUAAGUCAGCUAUACCUUUUUUUUCAAAUUGUCAAGUUGGUGUUCAGGGGAGAAAAUACUGCAUGGGAGAAUAGGGUGAGCUGACCACUGAAUGAAAUGACAUGCACCUCUGUAUCUUGGCAUGGAUGUGUUUUUACAGUCACCUGCCCAUCAUGUUGAAGGGAGACAUCAUUUCUGUAAAGGAAAAAAGAAGCAAAUGGCAGCAGGGUGAGGAGCUACUUUGUGAAACAGUUUGAAUAUAGGCCAAUCAAAAGUAUUUGGCUGUUACAUCAACGUCAGUAUUUUC